This is a messenger RNA of Aspergillus viridinutans, 1425 nucleotides long. RefSeq names its product light-sensor protein kinase. The transcript has a single exon. Gene Ontology annotation, molecular function: protein binding. Bases 1 to 1425 code for a protein of 474 amino acids. The record is from RefSeq and is a predicted model, not a curated record. Gene Ontology annotation, biological process: regulation of DNA-templated transcription. Lineage: Eukaryota; Fungi; Ascomycota; Eurotiomycetes; Eurotiales; Aspergillaceae.
AUGUCCAACCCGGACACUCAGUCGCAACAGCAUACGCAGAGUAGUUUGAGCUCACCCGCCAUCGGAGCGCGAGAAUGGUCUAUCAUCGAUGCCGAGACCUGGGAUAAGAUACGAACGCAAACGAAAACAAGUACAGGUGAACCUGCCGCUACUGAACCCUCUCCGUCAGCACCGGAUACUGCACGUUCAUCGUCUAAUCCUCACGGCCUCAGUCACGCGCCGGUUCCGGGCUCUGCUCUGACCAAGACCCAGGAUACAGAGGCCGAUCCCGACCAUGGUCUUGUUACUGCCCGAUUUCGUCAUGUAGUGACCGAUGGUGGUCAUAUAGUCAUCACUGGAAGAGCCAAUGACUCGUAUCAAGCAUGCGAAGACGAACCGGUCCGCAUCCCUGGUGCGGUGCAGAGUUUUGGGUGUUUGAUUGUGCUGCGGGAGGAAAUUGACGGGAAGUUGGCAGUCCAUGUAGCCAGCGAGAACUCCGAGGUCAUCCUUGGGUAUUCACCCAAGUGUCUCUGUGCAUUACCAAACUUCUGUGACAUUUUGGAUGAAGAUCAGACAGAAAAUCUAUUGGAUCAUCUUGAUUUCGUCCGCGAUGAUGGAUACGACCCUUCCGUCGAUGGCCCCGAGGUUUUCCUUUUGUCUGUGAAACUGCCUUCUGGUAAACCUCGGCGAUUCUGGUGCGCCGCCCAUCUCAGCCCAGCCGACUCAAAGUUGGUCAUCUGCGAGUUUAAAUUAGAGGAAGACCAAAUCAAUCCCUUGAGUGUUUCUGGUCUGAUCACCCCGGUGACACCGACCGAUACUCUUGGAGUCGAACCGACGCCAGAGCAACUCGAGCACAGCACUGUUAAUAUGAGUCAACCCCUGCGAGUGCUACAAAACGCGCGUCGGAGACGAGGCGAGGCCGCUGCAAUGGAAGUGUUUAGCAUUUUGUCUCAGAUCCAAGAUCAAUUGGGUCGUGCCAAGUCGUUGGAUUCCUUGUUAAACACGGCCACUGGUUUGGUGAAAGAAUUGACUGGUUUCCACCGUGUGCUGAUCUAUCAGUUCGAUACCGACUGGAACGAAACUGUUGUUGCUGAACUGGUUGAUCCCAAAGCGAGCGUCGAGUUGUACAAAGGACUCUGCUUUCCAGCCUCUGAUAUCCCGAAGCAAGCGCGCGACUUGUAUCGAAUCAACAAAGUCCGAUUGCUGUAUGAUCGCGAUCAGGUCACGUCGCGCUUGGUCUGCCGGACUCUGGAGGACUUGCAAACUCCUGUAGACAUGACGCAUUCCUACCUGCGUGCAAUGUCGCCCAUCCACCUCAAAUAUCUGGCAAAUAUGGGCGUGCGUGCUUCUAUGUCAAUCAGCAUCAGCGGCUUCAACGAGCUGUGGGGUCUCAUCUCAUGUCACACCUAUGGGACUCACGGCAUGCGAGUCUCCUUUCUGGUUUGA